Messenger RNA from Effrenium voratum, 306 nucleotides. The record is from the annotation of a GenBank genome assembly. NCBI's taxonomy places the organism in Eukaryota, Dinophyceae, Suessiales, Symbiodiniaceae.
AUGGCCCGGGAGAAGCGCGGCCGUGGCCUGGACGAGGAGAGGCAGGCGGAGCUGAAAUCACGCCAAGAGGAGCUCGAGAAGCAAGUGGAGGCUUUGGCAAGGGAAGUUCAGGCCCAGACAGAGGCACUGCAGGGUCAGCGCGAGCUCCAGCAGUCGCAAGACCAGGCAGUUGCCACCUCCCGCCGGGAGUUGAAAGAGAAGCAGCAGGCAGCCACGGAGUCCGAGCGCUGCCUGCAGAAUUUGGGCGCGCGCCUGCGCCGGGCGCGGGAGGCGCGGCUGCGGCUCCUGUGCCAGAGCGUCUUGGAG